This is a messenger RNA of Sclerotinia sclerotiorum 1980 UF-70, 207 nucleotides long. RefSeq lists its product with no specific name. The record is from RefSeq and is a predicted model, not a curated record. The transcript has a single exon. The coding region runs from base 1 to 207 and encodes 68 amino acids. NCBI's taxonomy places the organism in Eukaryota, Fungi, Ascomycota, Leotiomycetes, Helotiales, Sclerotiniaceae.
AUGUCCUGCCGCGAGUGUACCAUUUGCUCUUUCGCACUUACUGGCAUAGAGAUGUUAGAAAAGAGAAAGCGCCAAGAAUAUGCUUUGAUCUGGGUCCCCGAUACAGUAUUUUCCAAUACGGCACCCAGCAUGGGAACUAAUUUCAUGUGGUCCCUGGAGCGGAUUACUCCCGCAGCAGCAGCUAUAGUCAAUGUAGAGUUAUUGUAG